This is a messenger RNA of Coccomyxa subellipsoidea C-169, 2457 nucleotides long. Its product is annotated as MFS general substrate transporter. Lineage: Eukaryota; Viridiplantae; Chlorophyta; Trebouxiophyceae; Coccomyxaceae. The record is from RefSeq and is a predicted model, not a curated record. The transcript has 12 exons. Bases 1 to 1491 code for a protein of 496 amino acids. Gene Ontology annotation, biological process: transmembrane transport. Gene Ontology annotation, molecular function: transmembrane transporter activity.
AUGAAGCACGAUGAGGAGCAGCCAGGACCCAGGACUAUUGGCCCCUUUGUGGUCGGCUUGCAGCAGACUCGGCGGGAGCAGAUUGCUGCCUGGUAUGGAGUGGCCGCGCUGUUCUUCGUGGUUUUGGUCCCCACUCUCAACUCCACCAUCCUCGCUUACUUCACCUCCUCUCUUCAGAAGGACUGUGGGCUCACUAUAGCUCAGUACGGCCUGCUCACAGGCUAUGCAAGCGGGCUGGUGAAUGCGAUUGCAUCCCUUGUGCUCGGGUGGGGAGUUGACCGAUACAAUUGGCCGCGCACCUAUGUGCUGGCAGCGGCAAACCUGCUGUUGUCGGGCAUGUACAUUCUGGAGGGGCUGUCGAGGAAUUUUGGGAUGCUGCUGGCUGCUGUGAUGGUGGGCUCUGUGGGGGCUUCGGUGCACUUGACUCUGUCUGUGUCACUGGUAUCUGAUCUACUGCCGCCACAGCACGCCAGCAUCGGGCAGGCCCUGAUCUUCACGGGGGAGGCGGUGGCGGUGGUGAUGGGGGGGAAUAUCGCGUACGCGUUCAAGGUCCAUAACAUAACCUGGCGUGCUGCGCCCAUCGGCCUGGCAGUAGCUUCCUUCUGCGUUUCUCUCGCUGUGGGGCUGGGAAUCAAGGAACCCAAAAAGGGACGCUUCAUCAUUGAGUCAAAGGAGGGUGGGAGGAAGUUUGAGCUGUGGUCUGCGCUGGCAUACAUGGCUAAUAUGAAGACCUUCUGGAUGCUCAUCGUGGGCCUGGGCAUCAGGAUGAACGCUGGUCAUUUGGUGCUGGCCUACAUGCCGCCAUUCUUUGGUGCACUGUACCCGAGGAACAUCGAGAAGCGGCCGUGGAUGGCGCUUUACACUGGAGCCAUCGGCGGCGUUGGCGGCGGCGUGUUCUUCAUGAUUUCUCUCUGGUCGCGCAAGAUUGCCGGCAACGGCGGGUACGCGCUGAUGCUGGUCUGCAUGGCGUGCGGCGCGCUGCUCGCGAACGGUGCAACAGGUCCCUUGGCUGCGCUAACGACUCUGAUUCUGCCACCCGAGUUCAAGUCUUUCGCCCUGUCGGUGUACGAAUUCCUGACCGGGCUACUGGCGCCCAUGUACUCUGUCAUCAUUGGCGUGGGCCUGCAGGCGGUUGCGCUGAGCGCAGAGAGGCAGGUGGGCUCAAACAUUGGCGGGCCGGGGCCGACCUCAAAAUUGGAGGCGGGUGAGAGGACCUUCAAGGCGGCACAGAUCCUGUUGGCAGUCGGGCUGCUGUUUUCGUUCGUGGGCUCUGCUUCCUUCUUCGUCCCAGCCUCCUGGGGCGUUCUCUCCGACAUCAGGAAGCAGAGGGAGAGGGCGGAGGGAACAGCGCCGCCGGAACGGCUGCCGCUGUGGCGCAAGGUAGCCAUGAUCACGGCCGUCAUCGCCGUCAUCAUAUUAGUCAUCUGCCUCCUCAUCAUCUCCCUCGCAGCAAGUUUCAACCCCGGAGGGUUCCGUAAGCGCCUCGGCUGAGUACAGCUUGACAUCGCCCCAACAAAGAUCCAGGAACUCUGGAAGGUCAAUCUCAAGACAAGAAUGUUGGUAUUUUCUGGGCCAAUUUGAGAUUGAGAUCUGCCCUGUGAAUGUGGCAAUCUGUGUGGCGAAGAGUCUUGGGCGGAAUAGAAACCAGCCCUGAACAAAGAAGCAUAGUCUUAAUGCUAGGGAGAAUUCUUCUGGGGAAACAAGUUUGCUGAGUCAUUUUGCAAGGCCAGGGCCUCUUCUGGUGCACAAAUUCGGCAAGCAUGUGCUAAAAAGGCAACAACUGUUAUAUUUUUUGGAAGUUUUGAGCCCCUGCAGAAUGGCAGCAGAGGGUGGCUGAACAUUGCUGGGCUACUGAAACAUUUCCCGGCAGUAUGAACAAAGACUGACCGGCAAAAAAUUGUUGUCUUGCCAACGAAACAUAUUGUCGAGCAUUGAGACGCACAGAGCAGUCUGUUUAAGUUUUUGACUUGGUUGACGAAGGUUGGCUCAGACAGAUUCUGCCCUGAAGAAGAAAAUUGAUUACACCACUGUGAUAGAACUAACCCAACCAUGAAGGCAGAUGGAGGCAAAUGAUAGCACCAUAAGCACCCGAGUUGGCAGCACUCUGCAGUGCACAUGAGCAGUGAUGCGGUCUGCAAAGACUGAGCGCUUUGUCUGUGACACUCAAAAUAAGAUGAAGUGAAUGACUCGGCUGCGUUCUGUGGCCAAUGCUGUUUGGAUUAGGGCUGGAUUCAGACUUUCUUCUUCAUGGUACGUUUUGUUGCCUGUCUGGUCAGGUGUAUGAGCUCAAGAUCUUAAGAUGACAAGGAACCAGAUGUGACUGAAGUAGAUUUGCUGGAACAUAUCUACAAAGGAGUAAUGGGUUGCCUGCACGUCACAUACCCCGAGCGGAAGGAUCAAAUGCAAGAGUGCACGAAGUGUAAAAUGCAUUGCGAAUAAAUGUAAAGUGAAUGUCUC